AUGGCUUGGUUCCUUUGGAAUAAUCGAAAUGCAUCCCACGUCCUUACUCUUUGGAAACCCCUUCCACCAAGUCGGUACAAGACAAAUGUUGAUGGGGCUGUUUUCAAGGAACGGGGUCAGUGUGGGAUUGGAGUGGUGGUUCGGAAUGAUAAAGGCCAAAUAAUGGGAGCUCUUAGCAAAACACUCCCAUACCCAUUAGGAGCUCUAGAUGCUGAAGCCAAAGCUACUGAGAUUGGCAUAAUUUUCUCCUGGGAGUUGGGCCUUAGGGAGAUUAUUCUUGAAGGGGAUUUCCAAAUUGUUAUGAAUGCCAUUGCCAGCCAUGAUCCGGGCCCUAUUCAAAUCCAGCAACUUGUUACUAGUAUAAAAUCUUGGGUGCCAAAGUUUAGAGCUUGGAAGACAUCCUUCACGCGCAGAGAAGGGAACAAGGCAGCUCACCUCAAGGCUAAACAUGCCAAACUGAUUUCUGAAUGUACUAUUUGGGUGGAAGAUACUCCCCCUAUAAUUAUGUCUCAAGUCCUUAAUGAUGUAACUGAUUUGGGUUUCAGCCCAGUUUAA
This is a messenger RNA of Quercus lobata, 555 nucleotides long. RefSeq lists its product as uncharacterized. Bases 1 to 555 code for a protein of 184 amino acids. The record is from RefSeq and is a predicted model, not a curated record. Gene Ontology annotation, molecular function: nucleic acid binding; RNA-DNA hybrid ribonuclease activity. NCBI's taxonomy places the organism in Eukaryota, Viridiplantae, Streptophyta, Magnoliopsida, Fagales, Fagaceae. The transcript has 2 exons.